AUGCUGCUGCUUGACUACCAGAAUAUCUUGAUUCAAUCUGUUCUUACAGAACGUUUAUCCGGGGCAUCUCUAGCUAGUAUUGACCAAAUUGUCUCGGAUUUCGACGGAGUUACCUUCCAUGUUUCCACACAGGACUCGAAAUCAAAAAUCCUGGUUUCAAUUCAAGUAUCAUGCUUCGAUGAGCUACUCGAGUACGGUGCGCAGCAAGUUCUAGAGAGGGAAUAUGGAUCUUUGGUUGUAGCUCCAGAGACUGGAUAUAAUUUCUCUAUUCAAAUUGACCUUGGGAACAUUCCCGAAGAAAAAGACGCAAGGGAUGAAUUGAUUCGAAAAAUAUCUCUUUUGAAACGUAACGCAAUGGCCGCACCUUUUGAACACGCAUUUGAUGAACAUUACAGGCUGGCCGAGGAAGCAUCAAAAUUCACAUCAGAAGAAGCACCGCAAGGAAUCAAGGAAGGUGGUGCUAUAAAAUCUAUCCAUUACCGAGAUGAAGAGGCAAUUUAUAUUAAAGCUAGUUAUGAUCGAGUCACAGUAAUUUUUAGUACCUUAUUCCGUGAAGAGACCGAUCGAGUCUUUGGAAAAGUAUUUAUUCAGGAAUUUGUGGAUGCAAGGAGAAGGGCUAUCCAGAAUGCCCCACAGGUUCUAUUUAGAACUGAUCCCCCACUUGAACUCCAAGGUGUACCAGGCUUCAAAGAUAAUGGAAAUGGAGAAAUUGGAUACGUUACCUUUGUUCUCUUUCCUAGGCACUUGACUAGGCAACGACGAGAAGAAGUUAUCUCUCAUAUUCAGACUUUCCGUGACUAUUUUCAUUACCACAUCAAAGCCUCUAAAGCUUACAUCCACACCAGGAUGCGAAGACGCACUGCCGAUUUCCUCCAAGUUCUCAGAAGGGCCCGCCCAGAAAACGAAGAAAAAGAGAAAAAGACUGCCAGUGGUCGUUCAUUUCGGGUUCAGGGCGUUUAG
Messenger RNA from Blumeria graminis f. sp. triticale, 960 nucleotides. The record is from the annotation of a GenBank genome assembly. NCBI's taxonomy places the organism in Eukaryota, Fungi, Ascomycota, Leotiomycetes, Helotiales, Erysiphaceae.